AUUUAUAAUUUUAGAUUACUACAUGGAUGAUAGAUGUGGUGAAGUUAUUAAUAUGGAAGAGGAAAAUAUUGAAUCUGGAAACUUGGAUCUAACAAUCUUUCUAACGUAUGGGCCAGACAUGAACUGCCAGUUAACAAUUAAGGCUCCUGAUGACAGGCAAAUCAUGGUAUAUUUUACUGAAAUUGAUAUCAAACAGAGAAGUCAUAGAAUUGAGAAUACUUGUGAAGAUUAUCUGGAAUUAUUUGAUGGAUCAACUACAUAUAACAAAAGUGUUCCAGAUUCAGAUUUAAAGAUUUGUGGUAACUAUGAACCGAAAAGAGCUUAUUACACCAGUGGACAAUAUCUGACUCUCAGGUUCACCAGUGACUAUAGAAGACAAGAUUCAGGAUUUGAACUGUUGUUUACUUCAUUUCAUACAGGUUUUUGUAAUGGGACAAAAGAGUUCAGAUGUCGACAGGGUCAGUGUAUAUCUAAAUCCUUCCAAAAUGAUGGUUACAGUCAGUGUGGAGAUUACAGUGAUGAACUUAUAACCAAAACUAACAUGGAUUACUAUGCUGCCGGAUCAGUGGUACUAAUUAUAUGUAUAAUUCUAGCUACAUGUUAUAUCUGUAAAAGACGUAGACAAAGAGGAGCUGUCAUCAAGAGAUCGGGAAAUCCAUUAGAAAUACCACUAACUUCACAACCAGUUUCUCAGCCAAUUCAAGGACAGCAACCUGUAUAUCAACAACAAACUACAGGCUAUCCACAACAACCAACAGGCUAUUCACAUCAACCAGCUGGCUAUCCACAACAACAUCCAGGAUAUCAGCAACAACCAACAGGCUAUUCACAUCAACCAGCUGGCUAUCCACAACAACCAGGAUAUAACCCACAGGCUGGAUACCCACCACAACCUGUACAUACUGAUCAACCAGCUUAUGUACCACUGACGGAGAAGAUUCCACAACCAAGCUACCAACCACCACCAGGAUAUCCUUCUCAACCAAACUAUCAACCACAAAGUGGUUAUCCUCAGCCAGGAUAUCAUUUAGUGGAUCCUCCACCCUAUACAGAUAGUCCAUAUCCUUCAGCGCCACCAAAACAGUAAAGAUAAAAGGCAGAUUGCAUGCCUAAUUUUGUGGCUAGGGUAUUUGUUGGAUACUAAUUUUAGUGGAUUCCGUGGGUACAAGUGAACCUCGAAAUUAAAUGUUCAACAAAGAACAAAAUUUCCGUAGGCUUGUGAGGAGACUUUGGCAAAACCACAAAAUUUAAUAUCCAAGAACAUGUAAAUUUUCCUUAAUCCACAAAAAUAUUUGAAUCCACAGUAGUUUUGCUGUUUGACAUCUGUUUGACUUAUUAUUUGUGCUUUGAUUUAAUUGAAAUUCCUCUUAUCUAAAAAAUCUCAGUGAAGUUGUACAAUUUUGUGUGAAUUAGGGGGAAUGGAGCGUAAUGACACAAAAAAGCAAAAGAUAUUAGAAGUUAGAAUAAUAAUAUAAUCUUCAAUAAUAUACAAGACAAAAUUCCAUAAUCAGAACAGGCACAUGGACAAAAUAAAAUGUAAAGUGGGGUCAACCUUCUUUUCAAAUUACCUCUUUUAAAUUUACAGUUUAAGUUAUAUACAAGAACAUAUAAUGAAAUGCAGUUAGCUCUACUAUAACCUGCCUGAAAUUUUACAAAACUGUAUUAAUCAGAAUGUUUAUAGCAACUAAAGCAAGUUCAAAGUACUUGACUACUAUUGAUAUGCAAUGAUGACGUCCUGCAUUCUUAUGCCCCACCUACGAUGGUAGAGGGGCAUUAUGUUUUCUGGUCUGUGCCUCCGUUCGUCCGUCCGUCUGUCUGUGGGUCUGUUCGCUUCAGGUUAAAGUUUUUGGUCAAGGUAGUUUUUGAAGAAGUUGAAGUCUAAUCAACUUGAAACUUAGUACACAUGUUCCCUAUGAUAUGAUCUUUCUAAUUUUAAUUCCAAAUGAAAGUUUUGACUAAUUUCACGGUCCAUUGAACAUAGAAAAUGAUAGUGCGAGUGGGGCAUCCGUGUACUGGGCACACAUUCUUGUUUUCUACUGAUUUUUGGUGUAGAUGUAUGGAGAAUUAUGGAAUGACUUUCUGUUAAUAGAAUUAUGGUGCAGGGCAAUAAUCUAAGACUAAUGAAAGCUAUAAUUAGUUCAACUUUUGUCUUCUAUGCCUGUAAGACUAAAAAUACUAUUAUAAAUGAAUUCUGUAUUUAUCAUUAACAGUAUUUGAUUACCAUACUAUGUUCACAAAUAUGCAGUUGUGAUAUCAAUGCAUUGAAUAAUAGGACACAGUUUUAUUAGCAUUGACUUUAUACCACAUCCUGUGUGUUCAAUAGUUUUAGUUGAAAUACUAAAUCUUUCUGUUAUAUAUU
This is a messenger RNA of Mytilus trossulus (common blue mussel), 2359 nucleotides long. RefSeq lists its product as uncharacterized. Gene Ontology annotation, molecular function: protein binding. NCBI's taxonomy places the organism in Eukaryota, Metazoa, Mollusca, Bivalvia, Mytilida, Mytilidae. The record is from RefSeq and is a predicted model, not a curated record. The transcript is spliced from 4 exons. Bases 23 to 1087 code for a protein of 354 amino acids.